UCGGUUUUGUGUUCCUUGAUCCUGCUCGGUCAGUUUCUGAAUCCCAAGGCUAUCAAAAUAUCUUCCUGAUAGAGGUAAAUGAUCUUGGACGCUUAUUAGUUCUUACAAUGGAAUCUCCUGCCACACAGACUCAAUACCAGUCCCUCACUAGUAGACCAGCUCAAAGCGAAUAUGAUACAGUCAGUAAAGAGCAAUCAAUGCCUCCAGUCUCUCGUCAACACUCUGUACAAAGAGAGGAUACGCCCCAUACUGAAUAUGACGUGAUAAAUGGAACUCCAGAUUUAGAAUAUGACACUAUCCCUCAGCCCUUUCCUCUCUCUCAGACAGUGACCACUAAUAAUGCCUUAUAUGGUACACGUGGUUCUAUUAAUAGUAUGAAGCACCCUACUCUUAAAACUGGAGAUAGGUCCUAUCAGUUGUCUCCUGUCCCAGAGUCAUUGCUCACUUUACAAAAUGAUGAGAGCUGCUGCUCAAAGUAUUCAUCCGAUGCAGUUUUGUGUGUAUUUUCGUUGCUCACCAUUUUGCUUUCAUGUAUAACAAUAUCACUUGUAUUAUUAAUAGGAUUCAAUGUCAUUCAGCUCCAGUCAUCUUUGUCACCAUCAGCAGUCCUUCCUUUACCAACUGUCAGUGUAUCUCCUUCUCAAGGAAGACAGACUGGCCCUCCAUUGAUUAGUACUACUAGUACUAUGAGUUUACCUUCUCCAACACAGAUGCCAACAUCAUCUUGUAACUGUCCAUCUCCUGAAUAUGCGACAGAAUUUACCGCAAUAAUGGAGUCAAUAUCAUCUAUAAGUGAAGACAUAAAUAAGCUGAUACAAAAUAAAGUAAGUUCAGUUAGGGUUUUCUAUGUAUUGUACUCAACUUCUUACCAGCUCAUGAGGUGUGCUUUUAGUAUAGAGCUUUGUAGAAAACCCUGAUUCAGUGUAUUUUUCAAAAAUGGCUAGGAGAGAAUUCUCCAUUUUUAGAAUUUUAAAAAU
Molecule: messenger RNA, 977 nt
Organism: Amphimedon queenslandica
Lineage: Eukaryota; Metazoa; Porifera; Demospongiae; Haplosclerida; Niphatidae
Exons: 5
Coding region: 108-917 (269 amino acids)
Source: RefSeq, a predicted model, not a curated record